UUCUUCUUUUAUCCAUUAAAACCGUGUAAAGCUCAUCAUUUCAGUUUUUCCUUUCCUUUUUUAUCUUUCUUGCUAAAAAAAGUUUCAUUCUUUACCAUCUUCAGAUCUGUACACACACAAAUUCAGCUUUGAUAUGUUUAUUUCUUGGGUCUUCUCUCUUCCUGCUGGCUGAAGAAUAGAGCUUCUGGUGAUCACAAGAAUAGGAUGUGAGUAAGGUUUCAUAACGGAAGGUCAUAAACUGAUGUGGAGGUACGAGUGAUCACAAGAAUAGGAUGUGAGUAAGGUUUCAUAAAGGAAGUUUGUAAACUAAUGCGGAGGUACCAGUCUUGAACUCACGGUGUUUGGUUUGACAAAUAAGAUGUAUAGGUGGUGGCACAAAAUUCUGAUCUUCCUGCUGUUUAGGCUUAAUUGGAGAAGACUGUUUUUUGUUGGAGUUAUUUUCACAACAGCUGGGAUAUUCCUUAUACUUGCUUCACUUCCUUAUCCACUAACCCUAUGGAACCUAUCACCAUCACUAAAAUACUUAGCACAUCAACCCUUAGAUAGGACCACUGUUUUUAUUUAUAAAACGGCAUUGAGGGCCAGUGAUAAGCUUGCAACUUCCAAUGUUGGCACCAAAGUUGUUUCACUAAAGAAUGCUGCUGAAACGAAUCAAUCAAAGAUAGUGAUAGACGGGGAGACUGUUCUUAAUGCCACCAGUGAUGAAAAUAUGGAGACAAAGGAAAAGGUUUUAACAAAACCUCGAGUACCUUCUACUUAUAAAACUUUGACCCAUAGCUCAUUGAGAUACACAGAGUCAUUGAAGCCAGGCGAGGCGCUACUUUAUGCAAAAAAGGAGAUUGAAAAAGCAUCAAUUGUCAAAAAUGAUCGAAACCUACAUGCCCCUCUAUUCCACAAUGUUUCUUCUUUCAAAAGGAGUUAUGAGCUUAUGGAACUCAUACUCAAAGUCUAUAUAUAUCGGGAAGGAAGGAGACCUAUAUUCCACCAACCCUAUCUCAGAGGAAUCUAUGCUUCUGAAGGGUGGUUCAUGAAGUCUUUGAAGUUUAACAAGAAGUUUGUCACAAAUGACCCAGAAAAGGCCCACUUGUUUUACCUUCCAUACAGUGCCCGCCAGAGCGCAUUGGCUCUCUAUGUGCCUAAUUCGCAUAAUCUCAAACCUCUGUCAAUUUAUAUACGGGACUACGUAAACAUGCUCGCUGCAAAAUAUCCUUUUUGGAACCGAAGUCAUGGUUCAGAUCAUUUCUUGGCUGCUUGUCAUGAUUGGGGUUCCUACACAUUAACUGAGCACAAGGAACUGAAAGAGCAUUCUAUUAAAGCACUAUGCAAUGCAGAUUCUUCUGAAGGUAUAUUCAUUCCAGGAAAGGAUGUUUCGUUACCGGAAACCAAGUUAAGAAAUCCAAAGAACCUUCAUAGAAAUCUUGGUGGCAGGAGAGUGUCCGAACGUCAUAUCCUUGCCUUUUUUGCUGGGAAAAUGCAUGGCAGGGUCCGUCCGAUCCUUCGCAAGACCUGGAGUGGCAAAGACAAUGACAUGAGGAUUUAUGGUUCUAUUCCCAUUAGAGUCUCCAAAACAUUAUCUUAUGCUGAGCACAUGAAAUCCAGCAAAUUUUGCAUUUGCCCCAUGGGUUAUGAGGUGAAUAGCCCAAGGAUUGUUGAGGCCAUUUAUUACGAGUGUGUUCCAGUUAUUAUUGCUGAUAAUUUUGUCCUCCCACUAAGUGAUGUGCUAAAUUGGAGUUCAUUUUCAGUAGUCGUGCCUGAAAAAGAUAUCCCUAAACUAAAGGAGAUUUUAUUGGCUAUCACUUUAAGACAGUAUGAAGAAAUGCAAACUAAUGUACGGAUGUUGCAGAAGCAUUUUCUUUGGAACCAUAUACCAACUAAAUAUGAUAUGUUCCACAUGAUUUUGCAUUCAAUAUGGGUUAGCCGGCUUAAUCAGAUUCAAAUGCCAGAGUAAUCAUGAGGUCCUCAGAUUUCUUUUACUUAAUAUGAAGUAAUGUACUUUGUGUUGGUACGGCUAAUUGGUUAGUUUCUCUGAUGACAUAGUCAUAAUGGGAUCUAACUUGUUUGACGGCUGGGACAUCUGUAUUAAUGACUCUCAAGUACAGUGAUUCUGCUCUCUGCAAGGUAAGCGGCUACAUUGCACAUUUGCUGGUACAGUGAGUUUCCAAAUUUGUUGUCUGUACAAAAUUUCCAAUAUGACAGGCGGUGCUAAGAAUCUGUGGUUCCUAGAUAAUUUUUGUGCACAACCCUAGUGCCUUCUUAUGUUCAGUUGCAUAACUAGGCUUACGAGGAAGCUUACUGCUGGACAAAAAUCUCAUAAUGAUGCUAGAAGCUGCAUGGUCAAGGGUAACAAAUCUCUUUCUGCACUUGUGUAUAUAACAAUACAACAGAAUUUCACACUGAGAUGAGGAAGUUCCAGGGAAAUGCUGCAUUUAGUCCCAACGGAUUCUCAGGUUCAUUUCAGUUGUACCUGUUUAUAGUUCUUUCACCUCUUUACACGUUGGAUUUAGAAUAGUGGUUCACUUUCGUAGCACAUUUGUAGAGUUAGCUGCUGCAGAAUAUGUAUGUAGCUUUACAAACUGGUUGCUUUAUUAAAUUGACCUGUUUUUCUCUC
Molecule: messenger RNA, 2608 nt
Organism: Daucus carota subsp. sativus
Lineage: Eukaryota; Viridiplantae; Streptophyta; Magnoliopsida; Apiales; Apiaceae
Product: probable glycosyltransferase At5g25310
Exons: 5
Coding region: 359-1948 (529 amino acids)
Molecular function (GO): glycosyltransferase activity
Source: RefSeq, a predicted model, not a curated record